Molecule: messenger RNA, 2695 nt
Organism: Neurospora crassa OR74A
Lineage: Eukaryota; Fungi; Ascomycota; Sordariomycetes; Sordariales; Sordariaceae
Product: N2,N2-dimethylguanosine tRNA methyltransferase
Exons: 1
Coding region: 132-2282 (716 amino acids)
Biological process (GO): tRNA N2-guanine methylation
Cellular component (GO): nucleus
Molecular function (GO): RNA binding
Source: RefSeq, a predicted model, not a curated record
CAAAAAUGUUGUUUCGCGGAGUGAUCAACAAGGGUCGUGACUGCCUUCUGAUUCUCUGCUCUGCAGUGAACUCGAAGACCAAUUUGCGCCUCGACUGAUCAAGUCGUCAACACGCGCCUGCACCCUUCUAUAUGCGCGCCCUUUUUGCUGCCACAUCUUUCCGGCGCAUAUUUACCCGCUUGAUCAGACCAGCCCACCAAAAGGUCCUUCCCCUCACUAACUUCCGCGCAAUGGCUUCCGAAGCCAAGGACAUCACGGCGCCGCCCGCCGACAAGCAGGUCAUUGCCCACGAGGGCAAGCGCUACGUCACAGUCAAAGAAGGCCUCGCGCACAUUCUCGUCCCGGAACCGUCCGAAGAAGACAAGGAGAACCUCAGGCCCGACCAGGCUGUCCGACAGGUCUUCUACAACCCCAUCCAGCAGUACAACAGAGACUUGACCGUCCUUGCCAUCAAGGCCUACGGCAAGGAAGCGGUCCAGCAGAAGCAAGCCAGCCACUCCAAGCUCGAGAAGAUCAUCGAGAAGAAAAGAAAGCGACAGGCACAGAAGCAGGACCAGCAACCGAACAAGGCCCAAAAGGGGGCAGACGGCGAGAAGGCGACCACCGAACCCGCGACUGAUGCUACGUCGGCCGAAACAGUGCAGCAAAAUGGAGAAGCGGCUAAGGACGUCACAGAACAAGAGACCGACGUGCCCGUCGAGCAGGGCGACAAAGAGGCGACGAAUGGUGAAGCCAAAAAGGGAAAGCAGCCGCCAUUUACCGUCCUCGAUGCGCUAUCAGCCAGUGGCCUUCGUGCCCUCAGGUAUGCCCACGAGAUCCCGUUCCUCACCUCAGUAACGGCGAACGAUCUCCUCGCGACCGCUGUCGAAUCGAUUAAGCUCAAUGUGAAGCACAACCGCCUCGAAGACAAGGUCAACGUUUGCCACGACGAUGCGUUGGCCCACAUGUACACCCUGAUUGCAAAAGAGCUUCGCUCUAAGGAUCCCAAGGGCAAGCCCACCAUUAGCGAAAAGUACGAUGUUGUCGAUCUCGAUCCCUACGGCACCGCUGCUCCCUUCUUGGAUGCUGCCGUCCAGUCCGUCCGCGAUGAUGGUGGUUUGCUCUGCGUUACCUGCACUGAUUCCGGUGUGUGGGCCUCCAACGGAUACCCAGAAAAGUGCUACUCCUUGUACGGCGGUGUCCCUGUCAAGGCAUGGUUCUCUCAUGAAGUCGGUAUUAGACUCAUUCUCUACUCUAUUCAGACGGCAGCUGCGAAAUACGGUCUCACCAUCGAGCCACUUCUGUCCCUUUCCAUCGACUUCUACAUUCGAGUCUUCGUCCGCGUCAAGAAAUCUCCUGCUGCUGUCAAGUUCCAGGGAGGCAAGAACAUGAUGGUUUACAACUGCGAUAGCGGCUGCGGAGCUUGGUCAACACAGCUCCUGAUGAGAAACAAGGCCUCUCCGAACAAGAAGGGCUCCGGUGUCUUCUACAAGCACACGUUUGCCCAAGGACCUUCGGUUGAUAAGGGCUGUGAGCACUGCGGUUCCACAAUGCACAUGGCUGGUCCGAUGUACGGUGGCCGCAUUCACUCGCCCGAUUUCAUCAAGCGCGUCCUCGGCGAACUCGAUGAGGCGCCCACAGAUGUUUACGGAACGACCCCAAGGAUAAGGGGCAUGCUGCAGACGGCACUUGAAGAAAUUCUGUUGACCCCCGAGGAACAAGAGGCGGAGAAGGCCAAGGAGGAGGCAAUCCAGGCCGGCAAGAAGCCAGACCCUGCCUUCAAGGAGGCUGAGCUCGCGGCUAUUGAUCCCUACCCAUUCUACUUCCACCCCGCUACCAUAUCCGGCAUCCUCAAAUGCUCCUGCCCACCAGAGGCACCGCUUAAGGGCGCGCUGCGCGGUCUCGGGUACCGGGUUACAAGGAGUCAUUGUAAGCCAGGUAGCAUGAAGACAGAUGCACCAUGGUCUAUCAUUUGGCAUGUAUUCAGGGAGUGGAUCCGUCAGAAGGCACCCGUGAAGGAGGACAACAUCAAGCCAGGUACGCCUGGAUACAGGCUGCUACGUCUCGGUGAGAAGAAGAAGCAGGAGGAGCAAGCGGAGCAGGCAGAUGGUGCUGAGGCUCCAAAGGAGCAGCAGAGCGAACAAGCGGAGGGAGAGAAGAUGCCCGAGGUGGUAUUUGAUGAGCAGCUUGGUCGGGACGACAAGACUGUCAAGUUGGUCCGGUAUCAGGCAAACCCAAGAGAAAACUGGGGUCCUCUGAACAGGGCAGUAGGAAAAGUGCCUUCUCACCAUCGCAAGGAUUGAUGAGGUUCAGAUACGAGCAUCCGUGUUGUUAGGUUUCAAUCAGGAGCGAGCUCGCUUGUCCAGAUGGUGCGAAAAGGAUGCUGGAGUCCGAGGAUAAAGUGAUCCGACAGCCAGUAAGAAGCUUGGUCCGAUAGGCAGCAAUUGACUCAUGAUGAGGUGCGAUCCUAAAAAGGAUUCAAAGUCCGAACCUAGGCUCAAAGAGCUAGGCUUGGUUUGUCUUUUGGUACCCGAUCUAUUGUGCGAUUGACUACGAUCACCGCGCCGUGUUAUAGGGUCGGGGAUUGAUGCCGAGUAGGUGGCCCACUCGGUUCGGUCGGCGCCGUCCUGCCCGCCGAUAGCAACGGGGGGUUGGUGAUGACGCAAUUCGGCGGCUGGCUUUGUACAUAGCAGAUAGCAAGUAAUAUCAUAAAAUG